Messenger RNA from Notothenia coriiceps (black rockcod), 1644 nucleotides. RefSeq names its product prolylcarboxypeptidase (angiotensinase C) (gene prcp). The coding region runs from base 1 to 768 and encodes 255 amino acids. The record is from RefSeq and is a predicted model, not a curated record. Gene Ontology annotation, biological process: proteolysis; negative regulation of systemic arterial blood pressure; angiogenesis involved in wound healing. The transcript is spliced from 5 exons. Gene Ontology annotation, molecular function: serine-type exopeptidase activity; dipeptidyl-peptidase activity. Lineage: Eukaryota; Metazoa; Chordata; Actinopteri; Perciformes; Nototheniidae.
AUGGCAUGGGUCUACGCCUUGGCAUCUGGUCUUCAGUGGCUGUCAGAGGAAUUCAGUUUAUGCGCGCCUCUUAAGAACAGGAACGAUGCGGUGGGCUUCAAGAACUGGCUUCAGGAGACCUGGGUGAAUCUGGCUAUGGUGGACUAUCCCUACGAGGCAAACUUUCUGCAGCCUCUUCCUCCUUGGCCGAUCGAGGUGGUCUGCAAGCAUCUUGCUUUGGAUCCCUCUGUGUCCGACUUCCAGCUGCUGCACGGUGUCUCGGAGGCAGCAAAGGUCUACUACAACUACACCGGAAGCUCCUCCUGUCUCAACACGUCUCAGACAGCGACCGGCAGCCUGGGCCUCCUCGGCUGGUUUUACCAGGCCUGCACAGAGAUGGUAAUGCCCAUGUGCACAGAUGGCGUCCAGGAUAUGUUUGAACCCGAGGAGUGGAACUUCCAGGCCUUUUCUGAUGAGUGCUACGCCAUGUUUGGUGUCAGGCCGCGAGCUGACUGGGCAGGCACAGUCUAUGGGGCGAAGGACAUCGCCUCCCACAGCAACAUCAUCUUCAGUAACGGAGGACUGGACCCGUGGUCUUCUGGCGGAGUGACCCACAACAUCACAGAUUCUCUGGUGUCCAUAAUGAUUCCUGACGGCGCCCAUCACUUGGACCUCCGCUACAGCAACGCCCAGGACACAGCUCCAGUCCGCCAUGCCCGGGCGUUAGAGGUGAAGUAUUUCCGAGAGUGGAUAAGCCAGGCCAAACUGCGUCCCCCCCCCAGACCCUGAAAGCAGCACAAUGUCCCCCUACCAGGAUUACCUAGCUUUAAUUGAUCUGACAUGGUAUUCAACAGGGUGACCUCUGGAUCAUUAUGCCAAGUUGUGUGCCUUUUUUAAUUAAUGUGGGGGAAGAUUUUUUUCACUUUGAAAGAUGACCUUUUUAUAAAUUAAAAAAAAUCAACAACCCUUUUUAAUUUUAAUAACCAUGUCAUUAAUCAAAUGGUGGUGUUUUAGAAUCUUAAUCAUUUUCUUUGUCCGAUAGAAGCACACUCCAUUUCUUUAUGCCAAACUUUUAAAUGUCAAAGGGCUACAGGGGUAUGAGAGAAAAACGAGAUAUGCUUAUGAUAACAGUGCUGUCUAAAUGUCUUCCUUUGUUCAAUCAUGUAAUCACAUUAUCAUCAUGAAAAGACUGGAUCAUCCUCGCCUUGUUCUUUUUCUACCCUGUAAAAUUUGCCAAAAACCCAUUAUGGCCUCUCUGCCUCCAAGCUAGUGUUUUCCUGUUGUCAGUGUAAUAAUCACAGAUACACUCAGUUAUUCAAAUCUUGUAUUCAAUUUUUGUCAGCAACUAAGGGAUUUGUUGUUCUUGUUGUUGAGACUCAGAUCUAUUUGUUCUUUCAAAUGAGUGUACAGUCUGAUGUUAGUUCUUGACAUUUCUAAGACUUCUCAGGAGAAUAGUUUGGCACCAAAUAGAAAGAAAAUCAUUCUGUUUGUUUUAAACAUACUCUGCACAAAGUCUGCUAUUAAAUUUGAUAUGUUAUUGUUCACAGAACAGUGUCCUCCUGGCCUUUUUAAGAUGUCUAUUUAUGUCUUAUACUAGCUUUAUCUAAAAUGCUGUCGUUCCAAAGAAGUCUUCCAUACUAACUGAUUAAAAACCUGCUUAUGAUA